AGUUAGACAUAGCGCUUGGUGGAGUUGGUUUUGUAUUUAUUUAUGUCGUUUGUAAGUUCCGCUAUGGCGUAGUGGUACAAAAAACGCGUAACCCAGUGACGAUUACCUUUAAUUAAAUAGUGCGAAAUAAAUAUUUAAUGGUGAAGAUGUCGGUGAUGCAAAUACAACAAGCCAAGAGGCAGCAGUGCUAUCUUUGUGACCUUCCCAGGAUGCCAUGGGCGAUGGUUCACGAUUUUUCGGAAGCGGUAUGUAGAGGUUGCGUUAAUUAUGAGGGCGCCGAUAGGAUAGAAAUAGUUUUAGAAACUGCCCGACAAAUGAAACGAGCUCACGGUUUUCAAGAACAAAGAUCUGGACAUAAUACUAAAACACAUCGGGGUACUACCGCCCACGAUCACCAGAAUGGCGAAGUAGUAGCGUCGUCUAGUAGACAACAGAACGCUCCCCAUCAUACGCCCGCGUACGGAAUCCAUCAUUCUAGAACGAAUAUGUUGGCAGAAUAUCAAGCCGCUCAACAACAACAACCUCCGCCGCCUCCUAGAGGUAGAACUCAAUUAGAAGCGACAUCCGAGCACGAACACGUAGCCCGCACCACCGUUCGUUUACCAACGGCGGCACAUUUAGCACCUCACCAUCAAUUACAAACCCAUCACCAUUCUAGUAAUGGUAGGCCUGGCGCUCUACCCCAACAGGGUAUCAAAAGAGGAUUAUCGACCACGGAAGACGACGAACAUCACGGACACCAUCAUUCUAACGGCGAUAUCAGCGGCGCUAAAAGAAUGAUGUCCGUUGAAGAACACAGUAACGCUGUACGACCCCCUUUAACAAGGGGAGAUUCAUUACCUGCAGUUUCCUUAGGACAAUCGUUCGUUAUAUCUACGGAGAGAACGUUUAAACAAGAAAAACAUCCCAUCAGGACCGCUUCCUUUGACGCCGGGACCGCAUUCAAACCUAGUGGUAUGAAAAUUUUCUUAAAUACUCUACCAGCACCCGUCUCGGUAGCGAGUGCGAAUGGAACAAGUUCUAGUUCUCCGUUAAGCAACAGGACCGGCUCACCACCUGAAGCCAAUAUGGCCGGUGCUACACCGCAGACUCAACCUACUACAGGUUCCGGUCAGAGUCCAAUGGCGGCUCUAAUCUCCGUAGCCGAUAAUUUACCACCCGGUAGUCCACGUUCAACUGGUGGUAGUCCGCCUACCAACGUAGCACCUCGAUCGGCGUCUAGGGGAUCGCAACAUUCACCGAACUCAACAGCGGGAUCUUCAAGUGGUAGACGAUCGUCUGGUUCGAGACAUGUUUCAUCGACGACUGUAACAUCAACAGAAGCUGGUACUAUGUCGACUGGCGGUAACGAAUCCUUAACAAAUAACGGAGAAAACGUUGCCGCCGCUACACCAACGGCAACAGCCACUUUGAAAUGUACUUUGUGCCAGGAAAGAUUGGAAGACACGCAUUUCGUGCAAUGUCCUUCAGUGCCCCAUCACAAAUUCUGUUUUCCCUGUAGCAGGGAGAGCAUAAAGAGGCAAGGAGCUGGAUCAGAGGUAUAUUGUCCGAGUGGAGAGAAAUGUCCAUUGGCGAAUUCGAACGUACCGUGGGCAUUUAUGCAGGGAGAAAUCGCCACGAUUUUAGGCGAAGAUUACAAAGUGAAGAAAGAGCGCGAAUCUUAAAAAAUACGACACGUUGUUGAGGGUGAAACUCUUUGCUCGAUAAAAUCGAGAAAAAUCUCUUGACAGAGAAGCGAAAUUGGUGAAAGGCAAGAAAAAAAAAACAAGUCGAGACGUCGAAAAAAAAAGAAUAGUUGGUGUAAUUAAUUGUAGAUCGGAGAAGGCUGUGUCGAAACGUUUAGUUUUUAUGUAAACCGAAUAUAAGGGCUAAUUUCGCCGAAUUUUUUGUAAAUACGACAACAUCUUUGCGGUUGUCUCGGGUGUUUAAUUUUUUUGGAGGCUGUAAAUAUUGUAUAUUCAUCAGCUGAUUAUUAUAUGAUAAUAUUUCGUGGUACUUUCGGGCCAUCGCUUUUAUUUAUGGAAAAUACACUAGUCAAACAAGUGAAGUGAUGUAAAACUUCAUUGAUAGGAACUACAAAACUCGCUGGUAAUUUAAGAAGAUAUAUUUAAAACAUUCUCCCCUUAAAUAAUAUAAUCUGUCUUUUUAUCGUCCGUGUUAUAUUCGAUUAACCCCCUGUAUAUCGAGUCGCGGAUUUUUUAGAAUGGACGUUUAGACCUGUACAUUUAUACUUAAUAUACUCGAAGAAACGUACUUUCUUUAGGAUGUGUACGUCGUUUUGUCUAAACGGUUGAAAAAAUAUUUUUUCCGGUGAGAAAAAAAAUCUCAAAAUUACUGUCCCCUCGAGCAAGGUUUUGUAAAUUGAUACAUUUUCGUAAAAAAAUUGAUAAUAUUUUAAUUCUUGUAGAAACAUCGAAAAGAAUUCAAAAAUUUAAUUUUGAUUUGAUUUUUACUAAUUUUUGCGUUUUUAUCCCAUAGGCGCGGAUACUAUAAUUUUUUAAUUAAAUGUCAUAAAAUGUUAUUCUUCGACUUUCUCCCUGUAUAAUUUCUGGAAAUUUGAGUCUGACAAAAUCAAUUUUGGUUAGGCAUUUAGAUACAUCUUUUAUCUAUCUAUUGACCUUAAAAAGAAUUCUGCAACCCUCGUAGUUUGGAAACAAUGGAAUUUUUUCAAUUUUCUAGUGUUUUAAAAUCGAAAAAAAAAAUGGAUUGUUCAACUUUGAAGCUCUACAAUGUGGAUCAUAUUUUCAAUAAAAGUUGGAUUAGGGUGACCAAAUCAUUUUCAGAAAAAACCGGGACUCCGCCUAUAAUGCAACCCCUCCCUGGUCCCAUAUAUCCAGGAAAAAUAACAAGAAUCGCCUCUUAAUUAUGAAUAUUAUUUAAUAAAAAUAAAAACACAAAAUGUUGGGUUUUCUUAACAAUCACUGUCAAUAGAUGGAGUGGCUGGCUCUAUCUCUAUCUUGAAGUAAAGGGUAUUUCGUACUGCUUCCGGCCUUCCUAAUCAUUUUCUGUUCUAGUCCAUUUUAUAGUUGUAGAGAAUUUGUAAGAUUGACUCAAGGGACUCGACUUCCAUCCUGUUUCUUUCAUCAGUCCAUUGUAUAGUCAUGAAAGAAAAAAUUCUUUCUACGUUUGCGUUGUGGGCUGGUAUUGCAAUUGGCAGAUAUUGUGCAAUUUUUACAAUCUCACCCAUUUCUCAUGACAUUGCAAUGGGGAUUCCCUUUUCGUCAUUACACUUUUCAAGGUUUUCUUCAGUGAUUUUUCAAUUUUUUAGUAUUCCAAACUAAUCAAAUAGAAUGGAAUCGUCAAUUUCAAUUUGCUUCUCUUUCAAAUAAGCAACUGUAUUUUCAAGACUUUCCCAUUUUGGCACUUUUUUCAAUAACAUCCAAUCGAAAACUAACAAUGGUGAAAAUGAAAUGCUCCACUUGCUUAAAUAUUCCGUACAGGUGCCAUAAAACUUGUCAACUUCCUCUUUAAAACUUUGUUCAACUAAUUGUGAUACUUCUGCUUUUUUAAGAACUGAUUUAACAUUAAAAGAAAUGAAAUUCUCCUCUUUUCUCCUGGUAACAGUUUCAAGAACAUUUUUCAGGACUUCCACUAUUUCUAUUACACUUUUCGUGCUCCCUUCAAUUUUCUUUAUUCCAUGCUGGAACGUGCUAAGUUGGUUGUGAAUAAACUAUAAAUGAGCUUCACUGAUAGAAUUGCUAAAAAAUUGAACCACUAUAUUUGGGGCCUUUUUUUCAUUUAGGAAAAAUUCUUUUGGGGGUUCAAACAGCUUGAUGACUCGUUCAACGUUCCUACGUACUCACAAAACUCCUUAAGCCAAACAUUUGUUUUUAUCAAGAGCCAACUUUUCCAUAGUACUUGAACAAAAUGCUGAAAUUUCAUCAGAUAUCUCAUUUGUUAGGGAACUCACCCACAACAGUUUGGACUGAAUUCCUUCAGUAAUAUCGAAAAACUGAACAACAAAUGGAAACAUUUUUGCAGCUUUAUGAUUGCUGACAUCAGUGGAAAUUCCGUAAAAAGCAGACUUUUCGAUACUAUCUUUCCUUUAAACUCUGGGGAGCGAUAACACCAUUUACUAAAGCUGUUAUUUUAGUUCCUGCCGAACUAAACUUUUUUGAAAUAGGUUAAUCAUCAAACGUGAUGCUAUUAAGCUAUAUUUGAAACUUUGGUGAUGUUUUACCAAGUGGUAGGCUAAUCUAAGCUCGGCUGCUCGAACUUUGGUGUCUUCACUUGACUGUGGUACAACAAAAUAAUUUUGUAACGUCUUACUGCUGCUCGGAGCACUAAAUCUGUUAAUAUGUUUUUUUGACUUGAUGUGAUCAACUAUGUCCGAACGCCCACCAUGACAACACCACCAAGUUCCACUCCUUAGAAUAAUUGUCACUGAAUUUUCACGCACGUUUUGGCAUUGUGAUGAAUCACUAUUAAUAAACAAGAAAAACCGGUAUUGGGAUUACUUUUACCUAACACUUGACUGCACUGGCAUAACCUCAACCACUGUUUAACAAUGUUGUCAGACGUAACGUCAUACACUAUUAUUUUCGCUGUAACAGCUAUAACAGUGAUCAGUAGCGUGACAAGCGGACCAAUCGCUAAAUACUAGGUUAGUGGGCGUUGUUAGUUCACAUGGUUGCAAACAGGUGUAGUGAUUGUAGCACCACAGCCAAUCAACUGCAGAUACGAGUCAAAAGUAACCAAGCAAAAUCUUUUGAAAACUUAUUUCAAAAUUGAAAUCCGGGACUUUUGUGCGUCCGGGAAUAAUUUUUCGGGACACCUUAUGUUUUUAUGAAAAACCGGGACAAUCUCGGUUUUCCGGGACGUUUGCUCACCCUAAGAUACAUACAUUUUUUUACAAAACUAUGAACACUCUUUUCAUGAUUUUUAUCAAUUUUUCCGUUUUUAUUCCCUAGGCGUAUAUCCUAGACAUUUCCCUGUAUAAUUUCAACACAUUUUAAAUUGAAAAAAUAAAAAGUCAAAUAUUUUGUUCCUUCACCCGGAAAUCCAUUAACGCGAGAAAAAAUUCCCCAUAAUCACGAAAUUAUAAAGUUUUUCUAUUUCCACGAAUUGAAUAAAGUUGCUGUAUGAUUGAAUUUUUUAUGAAAAUGUUCUUACCUCUCUAUAAAUUCUUGCCUUUUUUUUUUUAAAGUUUUUGUUCCAUAGGCGUAGAUACCUCAUCUUAUAAAAAUAUGUAUCAAUAUUUUUUUUACCAUUCAACAUAAAGUAAAUAAACUAAUAACAGAAUUUUGUAUAAAGAUAGUUCACUUUUCACGUAUUUUCAAUUAUGAAAACGAUAAAGUGAGGUUAGAAACUCCAUCUGUAAAAAAACUUCCAUUUAUUUCACUGUCUACGUUAAAUACGGAUUUCCAGUUCAGUUUUUAUCAUUUUUAAGCCAAAUUUCUUUAUCAAUAAAACUUACAAAGUUUUUAAAAAUAAAAAAAACAAAAUUAUUAAUUGAAUUCUUCGGAUUGUAACUACAUUAAAAAUAAACUGUAAAGUACUACCGAAAUCGAAACAGUACUAUAAAGAAGCCAUGAUAUGAAUACUAAUAACAGUAUUCAGUCAAACAUCAGGGGAGGUGUUUGUUAACCUUAGUAAAAAGCGGAAGUUAUAUCGACAAAUUUGAUUUUAGACUUAAAAAUGAUGAAAACAAAAUAUUUUUGUUCAAUUCUAAAAGUGGUAUAGUUGUUGUGAGGUAUUUGAGCAUCAAUUCUUGGAGUAAUACCAUCAACCAGUUGUAGGAAACCGAUAUUUGCACUUUUAGUGGUACAGUUUCUGUGUGAUGUUUGUGGGCAAAGUAGAAUAAAGAAAAAAAUAAAGUUUGAAUUUUUAAUGUUUGUAAGUAUUAGCAUCGGUGUCUUCCAUUUUUUUCAUCGAAAAUAUAACAUUUUGUGUACUAGUUGCAUAUUCAAAUGACCCAACAAUAAAAUUUAUGAUAAUUGAAACCACACUUAAUGAAAAGGAAUCGAUAAAUUCAAGUAACUUGAUCUUUUUUAAAAAAUUUUCCAGUGAUUAUUUCUUACAUUGAACAUAUCACCCUGUAUAUGAGUAUUUGGUACAGUUUUCAAUAAUUUUUCUAACAAUACAGUGCAUGACAUUAUUUGUUCCAAACUUAUUGUUAAAAUUUUAUAGCAAUAAUUUCACUACUAUUAAAGUUGCUUAUCAGGAAAUACGGGAAAGAAAGAUUCUAAAAAACUUCAUAGAUGUUAUUUUUUUUUAAUUUGAACUUUUAAAAUUUCCUUUUCUGAAUCGUUAAUUUCACCUAAACAUAUCUUUUGCUUCAAAUCAUAUUCUCAUUACAUCAUAUUUAUCAACUUUAGUUUCCAAUAGAAUCUGACAACGAUUGCAAACUGGUGCAGUUCUUUUAUUUUAUGACAGUUCAACUGUUUUAUUACAGAUGUACAAUUGUACACUGACAUAUUUCAUCUAUUUUAUGACAGAUUGUACACUGGUGCAGUUUAUCUUUUUACGACGUAUGUGUUGCAUCUAUUGAUUAUAAUUAUUGGUACGUUCUACUUCCGCUCGCAUGAUCCUUUUCCACUACCAUAAAAAUGUAGUCAGAACGAUGAACGCACUUCUUGAGUGUUCUGUAGUUUCACAAAAUUUGUUGAGAACUUAUGUAAAUAUUAUACAUAAUCGAGGUGAAAUUUUUGAAGAAACCGAUUAUAUUUCAUCUGAUUCGGGAUUGUAAAAAGUGAUUUUUUCAUCGUUAUCGUCGAGUAGAACGCCAUGUUACACAAAAUCAUUGCGAGCGUUAAGUGAAAGUCCCUUUCAUGUAUUUAUAUUAUUGAACGAUCGUCUUAAGUUUUUUUUUAAUUUUAGUUGUAAAACGAGAGUUUUAAAAAUUUGUGAUAGUGUAUACACAGAUAAAAGCUGUAUUGACAAUGUCAGAUUUGUAUAUUGUACCUAGUUGUUAAUUUAUAUAACGAUGACAUCUAAAUUUGUUUAAAGCUUGUACAAUCUAUGCUGUUGAUGUCAAAAUAAAAUGAAGGUAUAUUAAAUGUG
Messenger RNA from Diorhabda sublineata, 7002 nucleotides. RefSeq names its product interferon regulatory factor 2-binding protein-like B (gene Pits). Gene Ontology annotation, biological process: regulation of transcription by RNA polymerase II. The transcript has 4 exons. Gene Ontology annotation, cellular component: nucleus. The coding region runs from base 138 to 1664 and encodes 508 amino acids. Lineage: Eukaryota; Metazoa; Arthropoda; Insecta; Coleoptera; Chrysomelidae. The record is from RefSeq and is a predicted model, not a curated record. Gene Ontology annotation, molecular function: transcription corepressor activity.